Molecule: messenger RNA, 4902 nt
Organism: Eptesicus fuscus (big brown bat)
Lineage: Eukaryota; Metazoa; Chordata; Mammalia; Chiroptera; Vespertilionidae
Gene: SENP7
Product: SUMO specific peptidase 7
Exons: 24
Coding region: 114-3257 (1047 amino acids)
Biological process (GO): protein desumoylation
Cellular component (GO): cytoplasm; nucleus
Molecular function (GO): SUMO-specific endopeptidase activity
Source: RefSeq, a predicted model, not a curated record
UCCUGUGUUUUUUUUUUUCUCCCCCCUCCCCUCCCCUCCCCCUCCCUCCCCCAGCCUGAGGGGUCUUGAGGUGACAGCGACUGCAACUGCGACUACAGCGGCGGGAGGAGAAGAUGGACAGGAGGAAGGCCGGGCGACGCCGAUCUCCAUCGGAAAUUGUCACAGAAGGAAAAAGGAAAAAGACUUCAUCUUCUGAGUUACAUAAGAUAACAAAGAUAUUAGAUGCAAACCCAGAAGAUGUUCGUGUGAAAUCACCACUGUCCAAACUCAGAAGCUCAGAACGGUGGGAUCUCCCUUUGCAGGGGUGGGAAAGAAGCCGAAGAAACAACGUCCUUUCUCUAGACCGUAAAAGUAAAAAAGGUGUUCGUGGGCGUCCUGUCACUUCUAAGACAUCAUCAGAAAGGCAACUCAAAGUUAUGUUGACGAAUGUCCUAUGGACGGAAUUAGGACGAAAAUUCAGAAAGAUUCUACCUAGAAACGAUGCUAAUUUAUGUGAUGCCAACAAGGUGCAAUCAGACUCAUUGCCUUCGACAUCUGUUGACAGCCUAGAGACAUGUCAAAAAUUAGAACCUCUCCACCAAAGCCUUAAAUUAUCUGAAAGGAUACCCAGAGUUAUAUUGACGAAUGUCCUGGGAACGGAUUUAGGAAGAAAAUACAUAAAGAUCUCUCCUGUAACUGAGGCCACUUUGGGUGAUACAGACAACUUGCAAUCAGAGCAGCUUUCUUCAUCAUCUGAUGACAGCCUAGAAUCUUGUCAAAAUCUAAAUCCUCACAAGAGCUUCUUUUUAAAUGAAAGGGGUUCUCAACCAAAUAAGCCAGUAGAUAAGAAUUGUUCAAGGCGGGCUACACAUAUCAAAGAAAAGAGAAGAGGUAAUGGUGGCAUUUCUUUUGUAGUGUCUGAUGCUCAGUCUAAAGACCUUAACAGUGAAAGUAGAGGUUGUGAUCAUCUUGAAGAGGGGAGCAGAAACAAGAAUGGUACAUGUUCUGAUUCAAAAAUGGAACCUACUAUGAUUUCCAGGAAGAGAAAGAAAAGGCUUAGAAGUAAUUUACCUGAUUCUCAUAAUUCUACUUCUUUGUAUAAAUCAGCAGAACUGACUAAAGAACAAGAAAAUGACUCAACAGUAUCGUCUGAAUUUGAAAAGCCAAGUGAAAACCAUGAUCAAGAUCCAAAACUGCUUAAAGAAAUUACACCUGAACCUAUGGAAAGUGACUUUACUGAGCGAUCUUCACUUGCUGGUCAGGAAUUGGCUUUGAGUACUGCUCCCAAAAGCACCCCUGACUGUUCAGUUACUGAAACUGUUGAGAGCUCUAUUUCCACUGAUACUUUGGGGAAUGCUGCCCUGGUUGAGAAGGAUGAGAGUAAGUUGAACACAGUAGAAAAGCCUGUUUUAAGUGAACAGAGUGAAGGCAACCAAUCACUGAUCUCAGCCGAACCAAUUGUUGUUUCCAGUGAUGAAGAAGGACCCAUUGAACAUAAAAAUUCAGAAAUUCUCAAGUUACAAUCUAAGCAAGACCAUGAUGUCACUAAUGAGAAGGAGAGGAUUUCUGAAUCAGCAGUGUCAGAACCACCAUUGAUUACAUGUGAAUCAGUACAGGCUUCAUCUGAAUUAUGUCCUGCCAUGGAAAACAUUUCCUGUAUUAUGCCUAGUAAUGAGAUGGAUCUACAACUGGAUUUUAUAUUUACUUCUAUUUAUAUUGGUAAAAUAAAAGGAGCUUCUAAAGGUUGUGUUACAUUCACGCCGAAGUAUGUUAAGAUCCCAUUUCAAGUGUCCUUGAAUGAGGUUUUAUUGCUAGUGGAUACCACACAUUUAAAGAGGUUUGGGUUAUGGAAAAGUAAGGAUGAUGAUCACAGUAAAAGGAGUCUUGCUAUCCUUUUCCUCUGGGUCUCAUCACAUUAUCUUCAGGACAUUCAGACCCAAUUAGAAAACUCUAUGUUAAGCCAGCAAUCAAAAUCCAGUGAAUUCAUUUUCCUUGAGCUACACAAUCCUAUUUCACAAAGAGAAGAAUUGAAAUUGAAAGAUAUUAUGACAGAAAUAAGUACAACCACUGGAGAAUUAGAGCUUUCUUACCCAUUGUCUUGGGUUCAGGCAUUUCCUUUAUUUCAGAACCUUUCUUCGAAAGAAAGUUCUUUUAUUCAUUAUUACUGUGCUUCAACUUGUUCCUUCCUUGCUGUUGCUGCUGAAGAAAUAAAGAUGCAAUCAAUAUCUCAGCCCUCAAAUAUAGAUGCAGCCAAACCUAAUUACACCUUCCUGCAGAAGCAAAGUAGCGGUUGCUACUCACUUUCUAUUACAACUAACCCAGAUGAAGAAUGGCGAGAAGUCAGGCACACUGGACCUGUUCAGAAGUUGAUUGUAUAUCCUCCACCACCUACCAAGGGGGGAUUAGGAGUAACUAGUGAAGAUCUGGAGUGCUUAGAAGAAGGGGAGUUUCUUAAUGAUGUAAUUAUUGAUUUCUACCUUAAGUAUCUUAUAUUGGAAAAGGCAUCAAAUGAACUUGUUGAACGAAGUCACAUUUUUAGUAGCUUUUUCUAUAAAUGCUUGACGAGAAAGGAAAAUAACUUAACAGAAGAUAAUCCAAAUCUUUCAAUGGCACAAAGAAGACAUAAAAGGGUAAGAACAUGGACUCGCAACAUAAACAUCUUUAAUAAAGAUUACAUCUUUGUGCCUGUAAAUGAGUCGUCUCACUGGUACCUUGCAGUCAUUUGUUUUCCGUGGUUAGAAGAAGCUGUGUAUGAAGAUUUUCCACAAACCAUAUCCCAGCAAUCCCAGGCUCAGCAAUCCCAACACAACAACAAAACAAUAGAUAAAGAUCUACGUACUACUUCAGUACUAUCCUUGGGUACAGUGGAUUCCCAGAGUACUGAGACAAGUAUGUCAAUACCAAAGAAAGUGUGCAAAAGGCCAUGCAUUCUCAUACUAGACUCCUUGAAAGCUGCUUCUAUACAAAACACAGUUCAGAAUUUACGAGAGUAUUUAGAGGUAGAGUGGGAAGUUAAACGAAAAACUCACCGUGAAUUCAGCAAAACAAACAUGGUGGACCUAUGCCCUAAAGUUCCUAAACAAGAUAAUAGCAGUGAUUGUGGAGUAUAUUUACUGCAAUAUGUGGAAAGCUUCUUUAAGGAUCCUAUUGUUAACUUUGAACUUCCGAUUCAUUUGGAGAAAUGGUUUCCUCGUCAUGUAAUAAAGACCAAACGGGAGGAUAUUCGAGAGCUCAUUUUGAAACUUCAUUUGCAGCAGCAGAAGGGCAGCAGUAGCUAGUUAAUCUGCACAAAGAUGACAGAUGUUCUACACGAUUACAGGAAAGCUGCUUACCAGCAUUUGUGUUAGCCAGCUCACAGAGAAGAAAAUAACUUGUAGUAGUUUUAUAAGUCAUUGGCCUUUAUUUAAAAUAUAUAAGGUGUAUUAUUAGAUUGUUGGGAUCUUAUAGAUGGAGAGGAAAUGGGGGUGAGAUACAUAAACUUAUUAGAUAGAAAUGGAAAUUUCAUAAAUAUUUGAUAUUUUUCUGAUUUAAUAUGCUUGGAUUAUGCAAUAGCAUAUGUAAUGUGGGAAUGUUUUUGUAGAUAAUAAGACUAUGUGAUCUGUACUUCCACAUAACGGGAGCUGAGGGGAGCUAGGUCCUCCCUGCUAACAGCCCCAGUGCUUGUCAGAUUCUUUGACAAGUCACAUAAUAUUGUAAUUCUAUUCUUUGCAGCUCAAGCAUGCAGUAUGAAUACUGUGUAUUUUUUUUAAUGAAUUUAGUAUCAAGGCUUCAGAAAGUGCCAUUUAUGGCAUCCCUUCUGUAUGUGUAAAAGAAGACAUAAUGUUAGCAAGAUGAUAAAAAUCCAGUCUUUCAAAGCGCAGCUUAUUUUUCUCAUCUGCUAAAUGGAACCAUUACUCUGCUGUAAUUUUUUUCCCUUUUUUUUUUUUUUAAUUUCAUAUGUGGGGAACUGAGAAUUUAGUUCAUUCAGGGUGAAAUUUGUAACAAAAAAUGUUUUAAAAAUUAUAUAUGUAACUCAAUUUGAAGUAUAGUUAUAUACUGACUGCUACAUUACCCCAGAAUAUAUGUACACAAUUUAUGUAAGUAUAGAAGAUAAAAUUGGUGUCCUUAUAAUUUUAAUUAAAAAAUACCCUCAAAGUCUUAUUUAUUGUUAGAACUAAAUACAUAAUUUUAUAACUCUGUUACCCAGUAUUCAUCUGUAAAGCCAGAUUGUUAUCAUUGCUUUUAUAUUUUUAAAUUGGACAUUUUAGAGACCUGUAAUUCCCAUGGAGCUUACUUUUUUUAAUUAAAUGUUUAGGUAACAGUUAUAAAUUCAUGUGCUGAGGGUGGUAUUAUAGAAAUACUUCACAACCCUCUAAUGUUAUCAAGAAUAUUUUGAGGGGACAAUUAUAAUGUAUUUUCUCAGAUAAGGAAAAUUUUUUUUUAAAGAAUAUUUUAAUCUUCUGUUUUAAGCAUCUCUUGGAUUUACAUUGUAACUGUAUAUAAAGCAGUGAAACAAAGGAAAUUUCAGAUAAAGCUAAAAGUAGGAACAUUUUAUUUCAAAAUCAUGUGAAUUGAUAUUAUCAGUUAAGCCUCAGUGUUUUUAAGCUUUUGUUAAUCUUGUCACCAUCUUUAUAUUGUUAAAGGUAUUUGUCUUUUGGAAGUUUCCUAUAAAGAAUCUUAUAAUUACAUGUUUCAUUCCCAAUUUAUGUGUGUGUAGGAGGGGACUUUUUUAGGUGACUAUUAAUGGUUUCAUACAUUGAAUUUUGGUAAAGUAAAUAUAUAAUACAUUUUCUUGUGACUUCUUAACAUUUUUGUUUGUGUGUUUUUCAAAGAUACCACUGUCUUUUAUCAUGUUUUGAAGACUGUUUAAAAUUCGUUUUCCUAAAUUCAUGUGGAAAUGCUUUGAGAACAUCAACAUUUUAUAUUAAACAUAUUUACAAUUCA